AUUGUAUAAAUACCGGCGAGUUCCUUCUAAUCAGAGCCCCACAUCGGCACAAGUUUAAUCUCACAACUCAGUCUCGUGAAAAAAGAAAAAAGAAACUACCAGCCUCGGAGUUUCUCACAACUCAGUUUUCUCGCUUUUUCUCUCUUGCAAACGAGCCAGUAGUCUGAAAGAAAAAAUAACCCCAACGAGGACAUGGAACAGCCUGGAGGCCAAUCAAGCACCGGAGGCGUUAGCGAAAAUCAGGCCGAGCGAAGCAACCCCCUUGGCUACCUCCUCACCGCUUCUUCGGCUAUCGGCAGAGUGCAAGCCCCUCUGAGGGCAUCGUAUGAGCAUCUGGGGCCUUUCAGAGGUGGUGCACCACGCUUUGGUCCUUCGACCGCCAGCGUCUCCCCUGCCCGGAGCCCCCAGUUCAACAAUCUCCUUGCCAACCGUACCGUGUCUGCGGGGAGCAACAAUGGCGUGGGUCGUGGACUGCCUUUUCCCACGCCACCACGCGUGGUGCAAGGGCAAGGAUCGAGGUACCACGCCACUGGAAGGGACGGUGUUUUGCCGUCAUCGCUUAUGCAAGCUCGGAGCACCGACCAUUUCACCUUCCAGUCGUCGGAGCCACGCUCCAUGGCACCGAACAGGGGCAACCACUUCUAUUCGCAGUUUCUCGCGCCGCCGCGACAGGUGGUGCCUGCGCAGUUCCUUGGUGGUCUGACCCCGACGGCUUCCGGGGUUGUCAACGCUUCGUCGGCACUAGGAGCAUCAGAAUCAACCCGAGCACAGAGUGUCUUCCUGCUUAACAGCGUAGACUCCGGUCGGCGCGAAAUGCUUGCACGAGAAGCAGGCACCAGUAUCAUGCAACGGAGAGAGCCGACCCGCCGUGUCGGGGAGCUUGCCUUUCUCCCAGGCACCGGAUCUGUGCAAGGCAUGGAUCCACUGGGCUUCGACGACGGUCUCCAUCAUGAGCGUUCGCUUCUUGUAGGCACAGGAUCUGUGCAACACACGACUGGCUUUGACGACACUCGCCUCCAUGGGCAUUCUCUUCUUGCAAGUACCAGACCCGCGCUGCGCAUGGAGAUGAUGGGCUUCGAGGUUCAUAGCCUCCAUAGGCGUGUGCUUCUUACAGGCACCGGAUUCGUGCAUCGCACAGAGCUAAUUUGCUUCGACAUAGGUGUCUUUAGGCAUACACUUCUUGCAGUCCCCGGAUACGUGUCACGCCUCAGCGCUGGCACAAGGCAAAUGAUGGAGUCAUCAGGCGCAGGCAUGACACGUGAGGACAACCGAGCGGCGGUGGCGGUGAGAAAUGAGGCCAUAUUGCGGCGCCUGAAUAGGAUGGUUAGGGUCUUGGAGGAUGGGAGAAGAGCCCGCGCUGACAUCCUUGCAGCUUCUCGUGGUCGUGGGCGGUGAGGUGGUGGCAACCGGGCGCUGCCAGAUGGGUGGAACUAGCUAAGGAGAUGGAUCCCGCCGGUCGACGAAUAUCUUUCGACAUGAAGAAUAAAUCUUAGAUGUGCCUUUACUUUGCUAGAGUUUUAUUUAAAAUAAAUGAUCACCGGACCAAUGCCAUGUUUUUACUACAGUUUAUCGUCAUUGUAAGAAGGAUUUUAGUUUUAUCCGUUUCAUGUUUCUAGGUGAAAUGCAAUUAUAUAUAUCUCUUGAAUUUUCUUUU
Molecule: messenger RNA, 1654 nt
Organism: Triticum aestivum (bread wheat)
Lineage: Eukaryota; Viridiplantae; Streptophyta; Magnoliopsida; Poales; Poaceae
Exons: 3
Coding region: 193-1395 (400 amino acids)
Source: RefSeq, a predicted model, not a curated record